This is a messenger RNA of Lytechinus variegatus (green sea urchin), 2497 nucleotides long. RefSeq names its product leucine-rich repeat-containing protein 15-like. Gene Ontology annotation, cellular component: extracellular matrix. Bases 728 to 2497 code for a protein of 589 amino acids. Lineage: Eukaryota; Metazoa; Echinodermata; Echinoidea; Temnopleuroida; Toxopneustidae. The transcript is spliced from 24 exons. The record is from RefSeq and is a predicted model, not a curated record. Gene Ontology annotation, molecular function: protein binding.
AGUUGUUUGGACCCGCGGCCUUUUAAAAAUGGCGGUCAGUCGAUGGCAAAGUGGUGAUGGUGGAAUCAGGCAUGGGUGUGUCGGAUGGAAGGUCGACGAGUACUGAACUAGGUCACAGGGCAGUUUCAGCAUUCGAAUCUUAUAUGAAGAGUCAUGGGCAAAUGGGUUUCCCACCUGCAAAACAGCUCUAGACAGGUGUCAACAAACCGUACCGGUACGUGGAUGGAAGGACCAAGGAGCUUGUGUUGGAAGCUCCUUGGAAGGACUAACGUAGGAGUAGUGACAUCCCAGCAUUACCGGAUGACCGCGGCAUGACCGUUAAAGGCGGAAAAUCGUCAAAAAGAACUUCAACAAGAUUUCUUCUGAUUCAUUUCCAGCUAACAGCUCGAAAAUAGAAAUAUAUUCAUCGCCAUUGGAACCUAUCGAUACGGACACGUUUGAGUCAUGUGGGUUCUUAGAGCGAUUGAUCAUACAUAAUAGUGACAUAACCAAGAUUCCACCAGUAACUGCCUGCACUGAACUGAUAGAGGGAGACUUUUCAAGAAAUCACCUUGUGUACACUCCAACAGAACCAUUUGCAGCUUUCCCUCCGAGUCUGAAAAAACUAAACCUAAAUAGCAAUUUUCUGACCAGCUUACCGAGGAAGUUUUUCUGGGGAACAUCGAUUGAACUUUUGAGUCUCAGUAACAACAGCUUUAGGUCUAUACCAGGCGAUGCACUGGAGAAUAUGGUUGAACUGGUUUACAUUGGACUUGAUAUGAAUCGGAUCGAGGCGGUCUCUAAACGAAGUUGUAAAAUACUUGCCCAGAGUCAUGUGAGAUUCUUAAACCUGAGUAACAAUCGAAUCAGAAGCAUUGCUCAAAACUCGCUGUCACAACUCAAACAUCUACAGAUAUUAGAGAUCCACCAUAAUGACCUGUUCAAGGUUGGGCCACACAUAUUUCAUCACAUAUCCAAUCUAAUACACCUGGAUUUGAACACCAAUAAACUGAGUGUUGUCUUACCAAGGACGUUUACUGAUCUACCAAAUCUUCUCACGCUACGUCUUCACUCACAAAAGGCUGGAUUCGAUCUGACGUCGAUUUCAUAUUCCGCUUUCCAUAAUGCCGGACAGAAGAUGAGAACCUUGUUCCUGAGUGAUAAUGGAUUACGAGCUGUUCCACACGGGAUAUUCAAUUAUGACAAUUUCGAAAACUUGGAAACCCUAUUUCUGGAGUGGAAUGAGAUAACUAACGCAUCAGAAAUAUCGCGGAACGAUUUCCCAGGACAGAGUGACGCCCUCUAUGAUACGCUUGUGAAAAAUUAUAAACCUUUCUACGGUCUUGGCAAUCUCGAAACCCUGUCUCUUGCAAACAAUCUGAUUGAUGGAAUCAGUAAUGACACAUUUUGCGAAGCUCCUAAUCUUGUACAUAUUGAUUUAGUUUAUAAUGAUCUGGACGACGAAUUGAUCGACAUUGACGCCUUCAGAUGCCUAUUUUCAGCAACUAAUGUGAUAUUAGGAUAUAACAAUAUUAAGUUGGUACCGCAGGCCUUUCUGGCGGGACACCUACAAAGCCUGGAAUCAGUGCAAUUGAUAGGGAAUAAACUAGUGUAUCUGAAAAGCGGGGCAUUCACAUCACUGGAUACUGUCAAGGAGUUUCAUCUCUCAGAGAAUGACAUCAUAACAAUUGAAAACAACGUGUUUCCACCAUCCACAGAGACCAUCUAUUUGAAUGACAAUAGGUUUGAGUUCACGCAUGAGGGCGCUUUUCAGAAUCUGUCAUCGUUAGGAGCGAUAUAUUUGAAGUACAUGAGAAUGAAGCACAUACCUGGUAGUGCGUUCUUUGGGGAUUUCAACCUUCAGUCAAUCCAACUCUUUGGAAAUGAUAUAGAGUACUUACCAAAGGACAUAUUCAGAGACACAAUCUUGAGCUAUACCGACAUGGGCUAUAAUGAUCUCACCUAUAUCGAACCAGGGACAUUUUCAAAACAUUAUUAUUGGACCAUCUACGUGUACAACAAUCGAUUGAUAGAGCUCCCAUUUCCAGACCUGCAACAAACCAAGAUGGACUAUGGCCUCUUUAAAGGAAGCAGAAUCGGUAUUAUCAGGUCUUGGACUUUUCUGAACUCUGCUGGAAAAAGUUUUGGUUUGAGCGGGAACCGUAUCAGCCGCAUUGAGAAGAAUGCCUUUCAUGGAGCCAAUUUUAGGUAUAUUGACCUUAAAAAUAACCCAAUAGUUCAAAUAGACUCCUUCGCCUUUACCUCGAUUACAGCACAUACCUUAGACUUUGAAAACGUUCAGGGAACUCAUAUUUCUUCGAAGGCAUUUAACAACAUUAAUGCAAUGAUUAGAUGGUCUUGGGUAAAUGGGCGGAUCGAGUUACUUGAAGACCAAGCAUUCCAUGAUAUUUCUUUUCAGAGUCAAUUACCAAAUGCCGACAUGGAUUUCAUUAAUUGCAAAAUAGUGGAAGUAGAAGGAAGGAUAAUUAGUGGAAACUCGAAGUUCAUAAAAUUGUAA